Messenger RNA from Saccostrea cuccullata (small rock oyster), 345 nucleotides. Its product is annotated as serine protease inhibitor Cvsi-2-like. The coding region runs from base 57 to 308 and encodes 83 amino acids. The record is from RefSeq and is a predicted model, not a curated record. NCBI's taxonomy places the organism in Eukaryota, Metazoa, Mollusca, Bivalvia, Ostreida, Ostreidae. The transcript has 3 exons.
GAUUGCACUAAAAGUUGGAAUCAGUCUUCACAUUAUCUAGAGGAGUAAACGUCACAAUGAAGGUCAUUCUGGUACUCGCUGUUGUUGUUGUUGCAGCUUAUGCUGAGUCUUGUACCAGGCCUGGAGACUGCACAGCUACAAACUGCGGGGGCGGAUCUGAACUCCACUGUGUGGACGGUACCUGUACCUGUACAACCGCUGCCUCUGGUGACGGAGCUUGCACCUCGGUCGACGACUGUCACGGACGAUGUGACCAUGGACGUCGGCACCAUUGUAUCGACGGCCGAUGCAGAUGUACUCACUUCUAGAUUUCUUUUUGUAAUAAAAUGCUUUGUAAAUAGCCAA